Molecule: messenger RNA, 3426 nt
Organism: Spathaspora passalidarum NRRL Y-27907
Lineage: Eukaryota; Fungi; Ascomycota; Pichiomycetes; Serinales; Debaryomycetaceae
Gene: GCS1
Product: glutamate--cysteine ligase
Exons: 1
Coding region: 835-2505 (556 amino acids)
Biological process (GO): glutathione biosynthetic process
Molecular function (GO): glutamate-cysteine ligase activity
Source: RefSeq, a predicted model, not a curated record
ACAACCAUCGCAUACAUCCCACUCACACAUUGUUCUUUCCAUAGCAACUCCUGUACAUUAGCAUAUAUCAAGCCUGAUAAUCUAAUACAUAUUAUUAGUUAGCAGCAAACCGCAAUCAUCGCAUUAUUUCGUCAUUUUCCAAUUCAGUUCACUUGAAUUCAGCCCUUUGCAUCCAAGACUAGCUGGUCGUACCAUAUCGUAACAUAGCAUACCAUGGGACUUCUUUCUUUAGGUACUCCAUUAGACUGGCACCAAUCCCGUAAAUAUAAUGAACAUGUCCGAUAUAAUGGAAUUACCCAAUUAAUCAACAUUUUCAAGCAGCACUCACAAACUAGAACCAAUGACAAAUAUCUUUGGGGUGACGAAGUUGAAUAUAUGAUGGUUAAUAUUGAUCAUUCUAACAAAUCAGCUCGGUUAAGUAUUGACAAAGAUUAUAUCUUGAACGAUUUGAACGAUGAAAACAAAUCUUUGUACAAAUCAUUAGAGAACAACGUUUUGUUUCAUCCCGAAUAUGGUAGAUUUAUGUUGGAAGCAACCCCAGCAAAGCCUUAUGAUGGUGAUUGUCUUGAAGAUUAUGUCUAUGUUGAAAAAAAUAUGAUUGCGAGAAGAAAAAUCAGUCAAGACGAAUUGCCCGAAAAUGUCAAACCUAUAACAUUGACUAGUUUUCCUCGAAUGGGUUGUGGAACAUUCACAGCACCUCCAGCAAAACCAAUUGGUCCCGCUUCGCAAUCUUUGUUUCUUCCAGAUGAAAUCAUUAACCGUCAUGCUCGUUUUCCAACCUUGACUGCCAAUAUUCGUAAGAGAAGAGGUCACAAGGUCGCUAUUAACUUGCCAAUGUAUCCUGACAAGCAUACUAAACUCGUGGAUGACUCUAUUAAGCAACGUGAUUUAUUCAAAUCCGAUCAAGAACCUUUUAUUGGAGCUAGUAGACCAGGAUUUGUGUACAUGGACUCAAUGGGUUUCGGUAUGGGAUCAAGUUGUUUACAAAUUACUAUGCAAACUAAGAAUAUCGAAGAAGCAAGAUACCUUUAUGAUUCCUUAGCUCCAUUAUCUCCAAUUAUGUUAAGUUCCACAGCUGCUGCUCCUAUUUUCAAGGGACAUUUGGUUAAUCAGGAUGUUAGAUGGAAUGUUGUUAGCGGUGCAGUUGAUGAUAGAACAUUUAUAGAACGAGGAGUUGAAGAAUACCCAGGAUAUAACAAGUUUGGUGGAUUAGAUGUGGAUGAACAUACUUUGGUUAAGGAUUGUUCCAAGACCAAUGCAAAUGGUGACAUUAUUGGUGUUUUCGCUAAUGAUGGUAAACCAAUUCAACAUGUUCCUAAAUCAAGAUAUGAUUCUGUAGCCAAUUAUUUGGCCGACUCUAAACAUGACACUUCGUAUUACAGCGAUAAGUUCAAUGAUUUAAAUGCUCCUAUCAAUAAGCUGGUUUAUGACAGAUUAAUUCAAGAACCAAACUUUGACCAUUAUAUGGCCAACCAUUUUGCCCAUUUGUUUAUUAGAGAUCCUUUGGUUAUCUUCAGUGAAAGAAUCGAUCAAGAUAAUACGUUGGAAAAUGACCAUUUUGAAAAUAUUCAAUCUACGAAUUGGCAAACUCUUCGUUUCAAACCACCAGCAUUGUAUGAAUCAAAUGUGGACAUUUCUACUACACCAGGUUGGAGAGUUGAAUUCAGACCAAUGGAAAUUCAAUUAACUGAUUUUGAAAAUGCCGCAUACUCUACAUUUAUUUCAUUAUUAUCCAAAGCUAUCAUUAAAUUUAAACCAAAUUUCUAUAUUCCAUUGCUGAAAGUUGAAGAAAAUAUGGGAACCGCUCAUAAAGUGGAUUCAGCAAUCAAUGACAAAUUCUGGUUCAAGGAUUUAGACAAUUGGAAUUUGGACUAUCAUGAAUUUAGAGGAUAUGAUUUAAGUUGGUUUGAUAGAUAUAUUAAUAUUGGAAAUGAUGAAUUGGGCGGUGAAGAAGUUUACAUGAAUGGAUAUUCCGUGAGUGGAUCAACUAUAUCACUUGCUAAUGGUGAAUUAAAUGGUGCAAUUCCAAAUGGAACAGUUAAUGGAAAUACUACCAAUGGUAAAAGACGUAAGUCCAGUAAUGGAAUGAUAAUCACUGAUGAUGCCGAAGACUUAACUUAUGCCAAAUACUCAAUUGAUCAAAUUAUAAAUGGUGAUGUUUCCGGGAAAUUCCCAGGUUUGAUCCGUCUUGUAAUUAAGCUCAUAGCUACUGAUUUAAUUCCUAAAUCUUGCCAUUGUCCAAGCACAUCAUUAGCUAAUGAUUUAACCAGAAUUAAAUAUUAUUUAACCUUGAUUUCAAAACGUGCCAAAGGUGAAAUACCAACUACUGCUCAUUGGUUAAGAAAUAAGGUAUUGAAUCAUCAUCAAUAUAAACGUGAUUCUAAGGUUACUGACUUUAUAAAUUAUGAUAUAAUUAGUGAUGCUAUUAAAGUGGGUGAUUUGUCUGAUCGCGAUGUUGUUGAAAGUUUAUUUGGUGAAGUUAUAACCGAUUAUUUAUUUGAAUAGAACUUAAUAGUAACGGACAUUUUAGAGUAAUUUCUAAUUGGAAUGUAUUGAUUGCGUCUGGAGCUAUUUAUCUACAAAAAUAAAAGACAAGGUUAUGACAUUUCCGAUAAGAUAUACUAAAUUAUUGAUCAUUUUAACAACAAAACCGUUGUAAGCAUUCCUUUCCACCUCAUGGUAAUACUUGGAAAUAAUAAUAUGGUGCAAAUAGGGAUACCUUUCAAUAUAUUUGCCCAACCACAAAUCAAUUGCAUUGUAAAAUUCAUAGCUCUUGUCAUAGUCUCCCAAAGGUUUAAAAAUACAUCGGAAAUUAUUAAGACAAGAUUUAUGUGCUUUGUCGGUGAAUGAAAAUCAAUCUAGCGACCAUGAAUGCACAGUUAAGCUACACAAAGUAUUUGAAAAAUAUGUAGCAAAGUUAUGUCAUACAUGUAAGGCACUUUCUGCAAAUUUAAAUGUUUUAGUUUAGGUAACUGUUUGAUUAAACAUUUGAGCUAUGAAUGACGGAGAUGUACCCCCAGAUGACUAUUCCAAUGCUGCUAGUUAGUCUAAUAUGAAUAAAUUAGCUAUGUAGGUGAUAUCUCUGGAUCUGAAGUCAACACAAAACGAUAACUUCUUUAACCGAAGUAUUUAUUUUAAUUUGAAGUUUUUGCUAUAAUAGUUGACAAUAGUAUAUUUCGUAUGAAUAGAGUGCAGUAUUCUGUUUGUAUUAGAUAUACCGCCUCUGAUAUUGAUCUUAAAAUAGAUUGAAUUGUACAAACUUUUUACGGCAAUUUGAUACAAUCAUCUACUCAUCAUCAUCACUGCCAAUUUGUGAUUUAGAUUUAUGUAACCAAUGAUAAAAGGCAAAGUUAAUUUUAACCAAUUGGCGUCGAUUUUAUGUUGUUUGAACAUAGGAUAGCUUUAAAAAGUUGUAUCAAAGGUCAG